Messenger RNA from Medioppia subpectinata, 2781 nucleotides. The record is from the annotation of a GenBank genome assembly. Lineage: Eukaryota; Metazoa; Arthropoda; Arachnida; Sarcoptiformes; Oppiidae.
CCGGCACAAUUGGCUAUAAUUAGAUUUGUCGGUAUAUUUGUGUUAACUAUUCCAGUGGUUGUCUGGUAUGGCGUAAACCCUUUCGGUCCAAAAGAGGUUCGCCAUAUACUAGUACUGCGGGCUAUAACGGGCACGACUGCACUCUUCCUCCGGUUCUAUGCCUUCCGAUACCUAACCCUCGCCGACGCCUCUGAGCCGUGUGGUAUACUUCAGACAGUGAUAGUUGUGCUGACAUUAGUUGGUCUCUCACUCACCACAAGACUUGUAUUGAUUUUUGUGCCAAAGAGUGAACCGAUUUCAGUACUAAACUCAACACAAAUACCAAUGAAUUCAACCCAUAAUUACCACAAAUUUAGCGCUGAAAUUGAGUCAAAUAAUUAUUUGUAUGGCAUUAUCGCCGCCCUGUCCUCAACCAUAUUCACGGCAGCGGCGGAAAAGGCGGGUCCGGUAUCAGUGGUGAGAGCGGCCACCGAUAUAUUGCUGAGAGGAAUAAUGUCUAUCAAAAUAGACACAAACUAUAACAAGAAGAAUAUCCCGCAUAUCAUCAUAAGAGGUGAUCCAUACACUCGUGGACUCAGUUAUGGACAACAAAUGAAGAAGAAGAUUGUGAAGAAUCUGCACUUUUAUAAAGACCGAUACCAACUGCUCGACUGGACACAAGUCGAGCAGUUUAUGAAUAAAAACUAUGUAAAAGCUCUGAAGAAAUACUUCCCGUCGGGUCUCCAAGAGAUGAGAGGUAUAGCCGCCGGCGCUGACGUCUCGCUCGAAGACAUCAUAGCAUUGAACGCCAGGUAUGAGUUGAUGCGCUGGAAUCGGGAGCUCAUCAAAAAGAGCAACCAAUCCAUGAAUGGUGUGCCCACACAAAAACAAGUAAUUUUGCCUCAAUUGCCUCACGAGUGCACUUCAGGCGUAUGUCUAUCAAAGGCCACACAAUCGGGUGAUGUCCUGAUGGGACAGAAUUGGGAUCAAAACAAGCGUAUGUUAGCCGACGAUAUGAUACUUGUGCUGGAAGUACAUCCCGACCCCUCCGAGAAUAAAGUGCCCCUCAUUAUGCUUACAGAAGUGGGACAGUUAGGUCGUAGUGGCAUAAAUGCUAAUGGACUUGGCAUAACUGGUAUGAGUUUGUUCUCUAGCGAUGAUUUGUUUGGCGAAGACAGCGGAUCCGGUUAUAUACCAAUGGGUCUCUUCAGGCGUAUGUUUCUGGAGGCGCCCAACUUUCCGGUGGGGCUCAAGAGUCUGAUCGACGCUCCCAGACAUGUGUCCAUUAAUAUGACUGUGGCGUCGGCUGAGGGCGAGGCCUUCAACAUAGAGAUGACACCCAAACACUACUUCGUCUCUUACCCGCCCUUUGAUACCGAUAUCAUAACGCAUUGCAAUCUCUUUAAAUCCGAUGCAUUCUUUGCCAACGGAUCCGUUAGAGACACUUAUAUCUGCGGCUCGUCUCUCAUCCGCGACCAACAAAUGCAAAGAGAGUUACGAAACAAAUGGGGAACUAUUGAUGAGAAAAGUUUUACCGAUUGUUUUAAAAAUCAUUUGUGUUUUCCGGACUCUCUGUGCGCUCACAUACCAGAGAAGGGAAGGGAAUACCUGUCGACAAAUCCCAAUCUCUGUACUAUCGCUAAUAUUGUAAUGAAUUUAACGACUAAACGGCUCCGGGAGACUAUCCAACACAUCAUCAUAAGAGGUGAUCCAUACACUCGUGGACACAGUUAUGGACAACAGUUGAAGGAGAAGAUUGUGAAGAAUAUAAACUAUUAUAAAGAACUCUACCAUCUUCUCGAUUGGAGACAAGUCGAGCAGUUUAUGAAUAAAAAUUAUGUAAAAGCUCUGAACAAAUAUUUCCCGUCGGGUCUCCAAGAGAUGAGAGGUAUAGCGACCGGCGCUGACGUCUCACUCGAGGACAUAAUACUUUUAAACGCAAGAUAUGAGUUAAUGAAGUGGAACCGACAGCUCAUUAAGAAAAACAGAGAGCAGUUGACAAAUGUCCCAAAGGAUAAACAGAUAGAUUUGCCUCCAGCGCCACACGAGUGCACUUCAGCCGUAUGUCUAUCAAAGGCCACCCAAACGGGUGAUGUCCUUAUGGGACAGAAUUGGGAUCAACACAAGCGUAUGUUAGCCGACGAUAUGCUGCUUCUGUUGGAAGUAUAUCCCGAUUCUUCCGAGAAUAAGGUGCCGCUCAUUAUGCUUACAGAAGUGGGACAAUUAGGCCGCAGCGGCAUCACUGGAAUGAGUAUUUUCUCCAGCGAUGAUGUGUUUGGCAAAGACAGCGGAUCCGGUUAUAUACCUAUUAGUCUAUUAAGACGUAUGUUUCUGGAGGCGCCCACAUUCCCGGUGGCGAUACGGCGACUACUGAUCGCUCCCAGACAUGUGUCCGUCAAUAUGACUGUGGCAUCGGCUGAGGGCGAGGCCUUCAACAUAGAGAUGACACCCAAACACUACUUCGUCUCUUACCCUCCCUUUGAUACCGGUAUCAUAACUCACAGCAAUCUUUUCAAAUCCGAUGCAUUCUUUGCCAACGGAUCCGUCAAAGACACGUAUAACUGCAGCUCAUCGCUGAUCCGCGACCGACAGAUGCAAAGAGAGUUACUCAAGAGAUUGGGAACUAUUGAUGAGAAGAGUUUUACCGAUUGUUUUAAAAAUCAUUUGUGUUUUCCGGACUCACUGUGCGCUCACAUACCAGAGAAGGGAAGGGAAGACAUGUCAACGACACCCAAUUUCUGCACUAUCGCUAAUAUUGUCAUGAAUUUGACGACUAAACGACUCCGUUUGUUAUAUAAAUCU